CCCACCCGAAGCACAGGGGGACUACAGCUCCCAUCGCUCCCCCUCGGCCGCAGCCUUGGCCGCAGCCCUCAAGCCAAGCGAGCGACUGCGGCGUUUCCCGGGUCCGCCCCGCGCUCGGCCUGCCUUAACGAGGCAGGAAGGAAACGUCCGAACAGCCGGUCCGCUCAGCGGCCGCGUCUCCGCUUUCAGCCGGAUCCGCUUCCAGGCUUUGGCGCGGCGCCAUCCGGCCUCUGACCUCCUCGCACCGGCUUCCCGUUAGAGCCGCCUCCGGCCCAGGAAGGCUCCGGCUCUUCCCCGAGAUGCGCCUGGACGGCUAGAGCCGGCCGAGGGGCUCCUUCGCGGGAAGCGCCGCCGUCGCCCGCCCGCCCGCCCGAGAGCCCUUCCCGGAGGCGCGGCGGGUCCGGAUGCUGAGCCGCUCCCUGCGCUCCCUCCUGCUGCCGGGCGACGGCGAGGGCGAGGCGGCGGUGACGCUCCGAGCCGUCCGCAGCCGCAGCCCCGAUGCCCAGGAGCGGCGACAGCCGGACGCGGAGCCGGCCCCGCUGACGUCGUGGGAGGAGGCGGAGGAGGGCGCCGUCUACACCGUGAGCGCGCGGGGGCCGGAGGGGUCCGGCGGAGGCGCCGGCUGCGGGGUCGAGGGGGCGGCCGGCGUAGCGGAGCCGUCCGAGGGCGACGCGGGAUCUUCCUUUCCUGCCGCCGCCGCCGCGCAGUCCCGGGCGCUGAAGGCCGGCUCGCUGCCCCGCCUGGUGCGGCACCUGCUGGAGGGCCCGGCUCUCGGGGACGCGGGCUACCGGCCGGCCUUCCUGGCCACCUACCGCAGCUUCGCCCGACCGGCCGUGGUUCUGGGGCUCCUCCUGGAGAGGCUCCAGGCAGUGACCGGAUCCAAUGCUCGCAGCCCCCAAAAGAUGGAGGAGCUGCAGCGAGCCCUGGCUUCGCUGCUCUGCUCCUGGCUGGACGGCUACCCCCAAGACUUUAUGGGGCUGGAGCCCCACCUGCGGGAACAGCUGGUGAGCUGGCUGCACUGGGCCUGGGGAAGAAGCCCAGGGCCCGAGAAGAGCCUGCCAGAUGUCCCGAGCAGGAGGGACCCUCCGGUGGCUGAGCGUGGAGGAGAGGAGGGCACCGGCCAAGAUGGGGACCCCGAUCCCCACUACAUCCUGGGGCUGCAGGCGGAAGAAGUGGCCGCGCACCUCACUGCACAGGACGGGGACCUCUUCCUGCGCCUGGUGCCCCACGAGUGCCUCGGCUCCGCCUGGUCUCAGCGCGACAAGAAGGGCCAUGAGGGGGACUGCCCCACCGUCCGGGCAACCGUGGCCCAGUUUAACCUUGUGGCCAAUGCUGUGAUCUUUUCCUGCCUGUGGGACACGGGGCUGCGUGCCACCCAGCGGGCCCGGCUGCUGGAGAAGUGGAUCUGCGUGGCCGAGGAGUGUCUCCUCCUGCGCAACUUCUCCUCGCUCUACGCCGUGGUCUCCGCCCUGCAGUCCACAUCUUUGCACCGGCUGAAGCGGACCUGGGAGGAGACCUCCAGGGAGUCUGCCCGUUGCUACGAGGAGCUCAGCACCAUUUGCUCGGAGCAGGAUAACUACAGCCAAAGCCGGCAGCUCCUCUUCCAGGAAGGUGGGCCUGGAACAGCAACCGGAGGGGCCGAGCUGCCCCAUCGCAAGCAUCAGCGGAGGCUGCUGGAACAACAACGCCCAUUGGGUGUGAUCCCCUACCUGGGCACCUUCCUGAAGGACCUGGUGAUGCUGGAUGCGGCCACUCCCACCCGCCUGCAGACCAGCGGCUACAUCAACUUUGAGAAGCACCGGAAGGAGUUUGAGAUCCUCACCCGGCUGCGCCUCCUGCAGGCCAAAUGCCGCAACUACGCCUUGGCCCCCGACCGGGCCCUCCAGCGAUGGCUGCGGUGCCUGCCCCCCCUCAGCGAGACCCAGAGUUACCAGCUGUCCUGCGCCAUUGAGGCCCCCAGCGAGGGAGGGGCUCCCCCCAAGCCCAGCAAGCCCACCUUGGUGAUCACGCGCUGCACAGACCUGAUCACCUUGCUGGGAGUGAGUGCCCCACUGCCCUGGGACAGAACUGGCUCCCCCCACGUCUCGCCCAACCUGCUGGGCCCAUCGGCUGCCUCCCCCACCGCCCUGGGGGCCCCCCAACCAGUCCAGGGCAAGUGGCCCUCCGUCUCGGCCUUGGACACGUCGCCCCCGUCCUCCCCCGGGGACGGCCUGGCCCCCCUCCCCGCCACAGGGGGUGGCUUCAUCAAGGGCCACCGGCGCUCGGCCUCCUGCGGCUCCGUCUACCCCCAGGCCCCCGACAAGGGGGGCGCCUCCCCGUCAGACUGCUGCAUCAUCCGGGUCAGCAUGGCGCUGCAGAACGGCACCCUCUACAAGAGCAUCCUGGUAACAAGCCAGGAUAAGGCCCCUACGGUGGUGGCAAAAGUGCUGGAGAAACACAACCAGGACCAGAAUCUGGCACACAACUACGAGCUGGUGCAGUUGUUGCCGGAUGGCCGAGAGCUGGUCUUCCCCCCCAUGGCAAACGUCUUCUACGCCAGGAACGGCUUCAGCCUGGACUUCCUGCUCCGGCCCAAGGGGCCACCGAGGAAGACCCCCCCUCCAACCCCCCCACCCAGGAAUCCCCGAGCCAGGGAGACGGACAUCAGCGCCACCUUCCCGAAGAUCAAGGCCACCGGCCGCAGGAUCGCCAGGGCCCUUUUCUGAGCGGGAGGAGCUCUGCAGUGGGGAGGGGCCCACACACGGCUCUGUUGGGGACCCCCAGGUCAAGACUGGGACCUCCACCCAGGAGGAGAAGAAGUAGAGGGGGGGGCUCAGCAGCCCCCCGAGUCUCCGCUGCCCAGAGGACCCGAAGGCAGGAAGGACUGUGAGGCAGCCGUGGGGCUGAGUCCUGGCAAAGGCCCCUCAGGUGGUCUCAGGUGAUUGAAGGGCCUUUCAUGGCUGCCUCUUUAAGGAGAGUCUCGUGUGUGUGUGUGUGUGUGUGUGUGUGUGCACGCCCACCUGCAUGCCUGUUCAGCAGAGUCUUUGCUGAGAUACGAAUAUGGGGAGGGGGGGGCUGAGUUUGCCCCUCCCCCCCAUCCCCCUUGGUGGCUUCUCUGCCCUCCCAGCGUCUCUCAAACGACCCAUUUUCUGGUCCUCCUUCCCAGAGUGAUGGGAGUUGUGUUGUCUUUUUUGGGGGGGGGGCUCAUAAAGGUUGCGGGAGAAGCUGCUGACCAGGCUGGGUCACCUCUCAAGAGCGGGGGAUCUCAGGCUGGCUGAAGAUCCCUCGAUCCUCUGGGGUCUUCCUGGAUCUAGUGGCCUUGGCUAAGGGCAAGAGGGAUUUCAGCUGGAGGGUCGCAGCCGUUGCUGUGAGUGGGGUGUGUGUGGUCUCAGCUGGUUGGGGGGUCUGGAGCAACAGCCCAGCCUGGGCAAGACUAGAUGGCCUCUACCUCCUCCCUCAAAAGAAAGAGAGGAAUCCGGGGAGCCUCAGCAGGAGAAGGUCCAGCCAUGAGUCUUCUCACCAACCUGCCAGGUUUAGUGAGCCUUUCAAAGAUUGCAGAAAAAAACAGAAAUUCAUCAGCUACAGAAAAACCAAAAUCCGUUUGCACCGGAUAACCGGAUCACGAGUGCUGU
This is a messenger RNA of Ahaetulla prasina, 3611 nucleotides long. RefSeq names its product ral guanine nucleotide dissociation stimulator like 2 (gene RGL2). NCBI's taxonomy places the organism in Eukaryota, Metazoa, Chordata, Lepidosauria, Squamata, Colubridae. Bases 405 to 2705 code for a protein of 766 amino acids. The record is from RefSeq and is a predicted model, not a curated record. Gene Ontology annotation, biological process: positive regulation of GTPase activity; Ras protein signal transduction. The transcript has 17 exons. Gene Ontology annotation, cellular component: plasma membrane. Gene Ontology annotation, molecular function: guanyl-nucleotide exchange factor activity.